AAAUUCAUCGCGUCGGUCCCCCCUUAAUGAGCCGCGAAAUGUCAUCGAGCUCCCCACGUCAGGGACGUGAACGGCAGCGUGACAAUUUGAGGGGGCUCCGAUCUCCGAUCAGACGUUGUAACGCGCGCGGGGGGGAACACGUCGGCCGAGCGCGACCAUUUUGUGCGGGGCUGCAAAAGUGUUAAAAAUUAGCAUUUUAUUGAUUGCAAUAAGUAUACCGUGCGCCGCGUGUAUGUGUGUAUCUCCCGCUAUAUAUAAGCCCGACUACAUCUAUAAAUACAAUCGGAAAUGAGGGCCGCGUCCGCGGUGGAGCGGACGGCAACGGGGAGAUGACGUCGCGCGGAAUAAAAUUGCGAUCUCGACCGACCGAGACGUGAUCGCGCGAGAGAAGAUGAGAAGAAAAGAAUAGAAACGGGGCGAAUUUCUUUCUGAAUGAACCAAAACGUCCUUUCCUUCCACCGUCGUUAUCGGUGUUCGCAAAAGCUAGGUUAAUUGUCGAUCGAGAAUGAAAUCAGGGGAAGAGUUACGGCACGCUGAAUGGGAGAUAAUAAUAACGCUAAAUAAGGGAUAAUAAUAAAAAUAAUGACGAAACAGUAAGAUGAUGCUUAAUUAUGCAAUUGACAUAAAUUAUGUGAUUUCGGUAUCUGAGAGACGGUCACGAUUGGAUUGACAUCCUUCCUAUAUGGAACAAGUUAAAUUUGCAGAAUAGGUGUCAUCGGAGGAUAAAUUUUCAAAGAUGGUCUGUUCAACGUGCAUCAAGAGAUUGGAGGGUGUCCAUCGCUUUGCGAUGAUGGCGUACCGUACCCAAGAGAAGUUGAGAUCGCAGCUUUAUGGUAACAUUGACAAUACGAAUCCUGUACAAGACGACGAGAUGCAGAAUAUUAAAGAUAUGCAAGAUACUGCAAAGAAAACGGAGGACCGAGGACUGUUACAUUCAAUAUUGACAAAGGGUGCGAUAGAAAUUUUAACCGAAGACGAGCCACUGGGACCACCGGAAUCAAAUUCCCAAGAGGACAAACGUUGCACCCCGAGCAUGGAAGAAAUGGAGGUAAAAGUGGAUCCGAUGCUAUUUUUACAAUGCGGCAUGGAACAGUCUACAUCUGAAGCUUCAGAUUCCUCAGAUAACGAGGAAGAAAUAACAAGGACACAUACGCCGGAGCCAUUACCUUUAACAAAUAACUUUCGUUUGUUUAGAAAUACUGAAGUGGAAGAGGAAGACGAAGAAAAGAGAGAUGAAGGUGAAUCUAAAUCGCACGAGGACAGUAGGAAAACCGCAUCCAAUGCACCAGCGAAGCCACAUGAAUGUACAAUAUGUGCCCGAUCUUUUAUAUCACAAAUUGGCUUGCAAAAUCACUUGUGGUCGCAUUUACCCAGAGAAAGAAGAUUCGACGGAAAGCCUAUUUUACAAUCUCAACACGUUUACUCUACGAAUGGUGUACUUCACACGAAUAGUGAUAACAAUUCGUCCAGCAACUUCAUCUGUCCAAUCUGCAGUAAAAAGAUUUCUACAAAGGGAAAUUUGAAAGUGCAUUUAGAGACUCACAGGCCUAAAGGAAAGUACGGCUGCGACAUAUGUGGAAGAAUUUUCAAAACUCAGUCGAAUCUGUUCAGACACAAGGAGUAUCACGGCGGCGUACAGUUUCCAUGUAAUGUAUGCGGGAGAGUGUAUCCAACGAAUUCGACGUUACGCGCCCACAGCAUAACGCAUUCGGACUUGAGACCGCACGCAUGCCCGCUUUGUGAUAAGACGUUCAAGCGAAAUCAGGAUUUAAAAUUCCACAUAAAUCAGCACACGGGUGCGAGGCCUUAUCAGUGUCCUUACUGUCCGAAAGCUUUCGCGAGCUCCGGCAACUGUUUUUCACAUCGUAAAAGAAUGCAUCCCCGGGAAGUUCAUCGGGAUCGACAGAGAGCGGCGGAUUUAAUGAGAUGAACCAUGGGCAGUCAAUACGAGGACUGGUCUUAGAAUUUCGGAUGAAUGUUCUGCCGAGGUGAUCGUAUAUUGAUCAUGUAUUAGUAACUGUCGUAAUGUAAACUUUAUUUCCAGAGAUUAACGGUGCUAACGAGAACGGAAAUUUUGUAUGUUUCAUUGUUCUUAAAUUAUUUAUACACAUUUAGCGUUAAGUACGUUGUUGUUGGUAUUGUAUAUUUUGUUAGUUAUUUAUUGAAUACGUAUGUCUUUCUACUGUCUGAUAUAGGGAUUAUUGGUGAACUUCCAUUAUUGUUAGUAAGUUUAGCGUUGAAGCUUUACUACAAUAAUAUAGCAAAGAAAGUAAGUUUGAAAAUUUCAUAGCCAGAUUUGAAUAUUGAUACUUUUAGUUUUAUUUUCUAUGCAUAUUAAUGCAAUUUAUACGUAUUAUUUUAGUGAUAGGAAAAUAAUAAUUGUUAAAUGUUUCUAGGAAUAUAUUGUAAUUAUACUAUCGUUUAAACCGGUUAACACGUUCUGAUUUCUGACAUCUGAUUUUGUUAUGUAUUAGUACAUCUUGUUCUUGUGUUAAAAAUGUCCACACUGCCAUUUUUGCGUAUAUUCCUUCUUUUUUUUACACUAUUAAAACAUUAGAUAGUAGUAAUUAUAAUUUGUGUAUGAUUGUGUACUUCCAUAAGAAAGUUUAUAUGUAGCAAGAUGUAUUGUAAAACUAGUUCUAUACUCUAUAUGACAUUAUCUUGACAACUCUGUGAUAAUUGUAUUGGCACUGGUCAUUUUAUACUGGUUAUGAAAUUUACAACUUACCAUAUAAUAGAAAUAUUAUUCUACGAACGUAGAUUAUACACGAUUGUAGCAUUAUUCAAACAGUGACGAAGAUUCUAAAGAAAAAAAGCACAUUAUUUUACUCACAGCGAUCAAGCAGAUAAUCCGCAGGGAACUUUAUACGUCACAUAUGUAUCGACCAAAAAGCGAAAAGAGAAAAAUUUGCGAAAAAGAGAGAAAAAAGAGUUUCGUAGCCUGUGACAUAUUUUUAGCACAAUACAAACAUCAUCAUAAAUGUUAAGACUGUAUACGGAAAUUAUGUGUCAAAUUAGAUAAUAACUUUAAGGGCGGACAAGACCGGAUGUUAUAUGAAAACAAGUCUAGUCGUCUAGCAGUAUUAAUUAUCAAUAAGUAAGUGUAGGCGCCGUAGUCGAUAUUACAAAUACGAUCAUGACGUUAUUCUUAUAAGCGAGAUAUAUGAGGUAAAUGUUAAACAGAAGUCUGAGUAGUUCUAGGAAGGCAUAGUUAAGUUAGUUAAUUAGUUAGACGAUUCGUGUAACGUAGAUAAUAGUCCGUGCUUCCGUAUACAUUCGCACACGCGCUAAAACGCCACAGAAUGCGUAAAUAGAGAACGUUACAGGCCCUGAGAAAGAAGCUAGUACACAUACAACAGUCAGUACACAAACAAUAAGUAGCUCGUACUACCUAUCGCAAAGACAAAAAAGAAAACCACCAUGUGUAAUCACAUUAUAUUAAUACAGCAUUAUUAGCUCAUAGAGAUAUAAGCGUGUAUUUUGUGAUUACGUUUUUUCCGGACGCUUGCCGACAUAUAUUAUAUAUACAGACACUUUAGACAUAGGUAACAAUAAAUAUAGUGAUAUUAUAUAUAUAUAUAUAUACAAAAAUAAUCAAUUUUUGACAGAAAAAGAGCAUCCGAGGUGAACCGGUGCUCGCGGCUCAAUCGUCGUCAUUCUUGCAUUUUAGACCUUAGAGAAUCAAAAAUUGAGUAUUUUUCUAAAAUCGACACGCCAAAGACACACAGUCCUAGUAAUCGAGACUAGUAAUUAACAAUAAUUCAGAAGUGCCAGUUGUAAUGCAGAAAAUUAACAUAGCGUACUACUUAGCAGCAGACAAAUACCACGGAGGAUCAUUCUGUAGAGUUAAUGCAAAAUACACACCAUCUGUGACGUAUAUAUAUAAAUAAAUUCAUUGUAUAAAAUUAGUCGGACUUGCAUCUCCCGCGUUCACGGCAUUCGCAUAAAAAGAGACGCAUGUCGUUGAACUGCGUGCGUGCAUUAUCGAUGACCAUGUAAUUACGAAUAAAAACAACGCAACUUCAAAC
This is a messenger RNA of Temnothorax curvispinosus, 4028 nucleotides long. RefSeq names its product zinc finger protein 62 homolog. The record is from RefSeq and is a predicted model, not a curated record. The coding region runs from base 737 to 1930 and encodes 397 amino acids. Gene Ontology annotation, cellular component: nucleus. Gene Ontology annotation, biological process: regulation of transcription by RNA polymerase II. The transcript is spliced from 5 exons. Gene Ontology annotation, molecular function: zinc ion binding; RNA polymerase II cis-regulatory region sequence-specific DNA binding; DNA-binding transcription factor activity. Lineage: Eukaryota; Metazoa; Arthropoda; Insecta; Hymenoptera; Formicidae.